CUUUUUAUUUUCUUUUUCUCUCAGCUGAAUUUCACCAUGUGAAAUUGUGGAACCCGUUUUACAUCUUCGUUCGCUGUUGCUGAGGGGCACUCUGCUGCUGCGGACGAGCUUGGCGGUGUGGAAUUGAGAGUGCUGUGGGCGCUGGAAUGCGGAGCUACACGCAUCCUGUGCACUACGGGGCAGCUGCGGCCCUCUUCUCGGCAGCUCCCUUGCCCUCCACGCAACUCAGGGAAUCACUGCAGGGGAGUGCGUCAAUUGUGAACUGUUGUAGUCGAGUUGGUGAUCGCCUGGGAAUCCUUUAUAGAGUUGGGUUAGGUUUGCGUUGUGGUGUUAGCGUAAAGUCACGGAUUAGCGUCUCUCCGGUGUUGAUUGCCCGCUUGAGGCAUAGGACCAGGGGUUCUGGAUGUGCGGGAAGUGUCAGUGGUAAUUAUCACCAAGUUAGAGAAGCGGUAACUAUGCAAAGGUUACUCAUUGUGACGCAGAGGCGGACUCCUGUGGAUUCCAAGAUUGGCAGGCCGUGUUUAGUAUGUAGGUCUGGUGCCAGCAGCAGCAACAACAAUGAAGCAGAAGCUGGAGAUGACGAUUUUGACAAGAGAACCGAGCUUGAGGUGAGUCCGCCGCAGGAUGCAGUGCUGAAAGCGAUAUCUGAGAUUUCCAAGGCGGAGGGCAGGGUAGGGAAGACAACUAAUAUGAUCAUCGGAGGGACCGUGAAGGAAGAGUCAUUGGAGUCUGAGCUUCAGUGGAAUGCUAUUGAUCAGAAGGUGAACGUGUAUCCCAUGGUAAGGGAUUUCACCGCUAUUGGUACUGGAGGUGAUGAAUUUGUGCAAGCCAUGGUGGAGGCUGUGGAGGCUGUAACUGAAAGCCCCGUGCCCAAGGUGACGAAGAAAAUGUCUGCCAAAGGGAAGUAUGUUUCUGUUAAGAUUGGUGUUACGGUGACUUCUAGUGAGCAGGUCAAGGCUGUGUAUGAUGCCAUGAGGAAGGACGUGCGAAUGAAGUAUUUCUUGUAGAGAUAGGCUGAAGGUGCAGAAUUUCAUUUUUAUCUUUCAUGUUAGUUGAAUAUUUUUCACGAAAUUGAGUGCUACAGCGUGCGGAUGUCAAUCCUGCACUGUGGUGAUUGUUGCGGUGACCCUUCAAUGCUAAUUUUGUAAGGUCCUUGAAGUCCAAAUAUUCAGAACAGUCGCUGUAACAUUGUUUCAUGAAA
Molecule: messenger RNA, 1201 nt
Organism: Physcomitrium patens
Lineage: Eukaryota; Viridiplantae; Streptophyta; Bryopsida; Funariales; Funariaceae
Source: RefSeq, a predicted model, not a curated record